CUCUCAUACGAAAAUAAACGUAAAUAAGUCUAAGCAAUAUAAGCCUUAACAACGAAAUUAUUUGAAAGACUGCUUUGUUGGCGAUUAUAGAAUACUUUAUUACCAUAAAGAGAUCGAAGCUGAGACUGCAUAGAAAAUACCCACCCACCAUCCCAAAAAGAGCGUUAUUUGAUUGCGAUUAGAAGCGUUCGUAAACAACGGAUAAGACUGAAUAAUAUCAGCUGUACGUUUCUCGUCGUCUUUUGGCCACAUCACAACGCUCUCCGCGAUCGAGGCUUAGCUUUAAAGUAUAGGAUAUAUAGGACACCGAUCCCACGAUGUGUGUGAUAUUCUUCUGUGCGGACUCAAAUCCUCAGCCGGGUGGCUACAAGCUGAUUUUAGCCUCCAAUCGGGAUGAGUACUUUGCCCGGGCGACCCGAUCAGUGUCCAAAUGGCCGAAUGCAGAUCACGUUUACGGUGGUGUUGAUUUGGAACCAGGACGCGAGGGCGGAACCUGGCUGGCGAUCAGCCACUCGGCGGGCUUCUUCAAGGUGGGCGCCCUGCUCAACCUGACCGGCGAGCCGAAGCCCCGCGAUGCAGUUGCGCACAAGAACAUAUUGCAACCGCAUAAUCACAACAGCAACAGCCUCGGCAUUAACCACUGCCCCUCGCCCAAGCCCACCACCUCCAACAAUCGAUCUAGCCAUCCAAGUAGGGAGCAUUCGAAUAACGAACAUUUCCUCCUAGGACGCGGCAUGAUCGUGGCGGACUAUGUCUCCCGGACGGACGAAGAGCAUGACAUCCUCAACUACAAUCGAAACCUGCUCAAGGACUGCACCAAGUACACUGCCUUUAACUUUGCGUCCAUCGAGAUUGGGCCGUCAACUCAGCCCGCACGCGUGAAUCUGCUGAGCAACAAGCCACCAACUUUGGAGGAGUUCAGGAACGGUGAAUGCUACGGAUUCGGCAACAGUCUGCCGCACACUCCCUUCGAGAAGGUGCGUCAUGGUCGACAGGAGUUCGAGACGAUCGUAAAGGAGCACGGCGACUCCAGCGUUGAGAUGCUGACCAACAACCUGAUGGAGUUGCUGCGGAAAAAGCACAAAUUCUGGCCCGAUGUGGAGCUGAAGAGGCGUGCACCCAACUGGGGCGAAGGUUUAAGUUCCAUUAACGUUCACAUCGAGGAGCAUGCGUAUGGCAGUCGCACCCACACCGUCAUCCUGGUCGACAGUCAGAAUAAGAUGCACUUCAUUGAGGAAACAAUGACUGGACUGGAUCCCAAUGGCGAGUGGAGCAGAACCCACAUUGAGAAGGAUUUCCAGGCCACCAAUUGAUUAUGCAAAAGCUUGCAUUGUGUGAAGCAUUAACCACCGGUUGAUAUAUCAGGAAUUUGGAUAUUUGUUUGCUAUUUUUUGUUUACUACCACUAAUCUGUAUUCUGACUCUUGCAUUUACGAUACUAAAUAGUUAUAGAUACUUUAUUGUAUAUAAUCCUGCCUGUUUAAAAAGGAUUUAAACUCGCUACCUGAUAUUUUUGUAUAGUUACUCAAAACUGAUAUUUAGACAUUUUUUGUUUUCAAAAUGCUUUAUUAAAACUCAAAGUCCGUGAAAGGCAAUGGUUAUAUAAAAAAAACUGUUUUCAUUUAAUACAUGUCUACCUUUUACACUUGUA
Messenger RNA from Drosophila ficusphila, 1650 nucleotides. It is a transcript of the gene Tango2, whose product is annotated as transport and Golgi organization protein 2. The record is from RefSeq and is a predicted model, not a curated record. The transcript is spliced from 5 exons. Gene Ontology annotation, cellular component: Golgi apparatus. Gene Ontology annotation, biological process: protein secretion; Golgi organization. NCBI's taxonomy places the organism in Eukaryota, Metazoa, Arthropoda, Insecta, Diptera, Drosophilidae. The coding region runs from base 318 to 1313 and encodes 331 amino acids.